Messenger RNA from Penicillium cinerascens, 282 nucleotides. RefSeq names its product NAD(P)-binding protein. The transcript has a single exon. The record is from RefSeq and is a predicted model, not a curated record. NCBI's taxonomy places the organism in Eukaryota, Fungi, Ascomycota, Eurotiomycetes, Eurotiales, Aspergillaceae. Bases 1 to 282 code for a protein of 93 amino acids.
AUGGCAGUUAGUGAGAACCGCUCCAUCGCUAUCGUGGGCGUUGGCCCAUCCAUGUCGCGCUCUCUUGCCCUAUGGCUGGCGAGCUUAGGGUGGAACAUUGCCCUGAUCUCUCGAUCGGAAGAACCUCUUUCAAAAAUCGCGACCGAAAUCAAAAAUGCACAGAAAAAUCCUGACGCUAAAGUAGUCUACAAGACUGGUGAUACAAGUGAUCCCAGUAGUUUGAAAACUGCCCUCGACUGGUGUGUUGAGCAAUUCCAGUGCAAGUUGGACGUUUUGAAUUAA